Messenger RNA from Ochotona princeps (American pika), 573 nucleotides. It is a transcript of the gene PRM3, whose product is annotated as protamine 3. Gene Ontology annotation, cellular component: cytoplasm. The record is from RefSeq and is a predicted model, not a curated record. Lineage: Eukaryota; Metazoa; Chordata; Mammalia; Lagomorpha; Ochotonidae. Bases 199 to 495 code for a protein of 98 amino acids. Gene Ontology annotation, biological process: flagellated sperm motility. The transcript has 2 exons.
AGCAGCCCUGCAGGGGCCCAGCCCCUCCCCCAGCCCCCAGAAGUAGGAACAGAACAAUCCAAAGUUCCGUGUUCCUAUGUGGUUGGGGAGGACGCACUGAGGCCCCAUACCCUGGUCAGCGCGGAGCCAGCAACCAGCAGCCCCUGUGCUGCCCCAUCUGCCUCUCCUGCUAGUCCAGAGAUUUGGGCCAAGUGGACAAUGGGUUCGCGGUGUGCCAAGCUCAGCACGGGCCACGGCGCAGGCCACGGCCGGGGCCAUGAAUCCUCCAUGAAGAAGCUCGUGGCCUGCGUGAGUCAAGAUAACUUCUCCCUGUCCUCGGAGGGUGAAGAAGAGGAGGAGGAGGAGGAAGGGGAGGAGGAAGAAGGGGAAGAGGAAGAAGAGGCACUGCCGGUGCAGGGCAAGCUGUUACUGAUGAAGCCGGAGCAGCAGGAGCAGGGCGCUGAAGACAGCUCCGUGGCCCAGCAGAGCCCCAAGACCAAGCAGACACACUCCUGACCCGCAGGCAGCGAUGCCAGCCCCGCGGGGUUAUUCUAGCGAGAACUUUCACAAGAGUCAAUAAAAGUCUCCAGAGAA